AGAGCCGGAGUGAGAGGGGGAGAGACAGAGGAGAGGCAGAUAGAUAGAAAGAGGAGCUCGGUCCGGACGCCAGGACAGCACCUCCUCCUCCUCCUCCUCCUCUUUUACUAUCGCAGCAGGCUUCUCCUCCCUCUCUCUAUCUGUCUCUCUGCGUCCGCCGCGAAGCUUCGUUUCGGCUCGACAUCGGAAAGUAAACCGCACUUUUUGAACCCCUUCCCGUUUUUCUCCUCCGCUUCUUUCACUGACAGGAGCCUGUCCGUGUUUGUGUCGCUCACGCCGCGGCAGUAUCUGCUAUUUUUUGUUGUUGUUUUUGUUGUUAUUUACCCCCCCUCCUCCUCCGUGUGUGCCGGUCUGUGGGCUGCCGCCGCUCGCUGGGGCGACGCGGGUGCUAUUUCUCCUCAGAACGGGGGCUUUUAUUAGGUCUCAGCGGCGGUUGUUGUUAUUACAAGUGUGUCCGAGCUGCUGUGCUGCUACUGUACUCCACUCUACCGCCGCCUGCCUGCCUCUGUGUGUAUGUAUGUAUGUGUGUGUGAAGGAAGGAGAGAGUGAGUGAGUGUGUGUGUCGACGUUCGCCGGUGUCGCGUGCAUGUCGUGCGGCGAACUCGUCGCGCAAGUCGCCUCCACUUGUCCGCGGCUAACAGCUCACUUUCUCGGGCUAAAUGUCGCCGGCGCCGCCGUUUUUCCCUCCGUUUUCCCUCCACUUGGACGGAAUUAGCUAACAUUACGAGCUACACACACACAGAGAGAGAGACAGAGAGAGAAACAUCCACACAAACGCUCACCAAUGUCCGCCUCUCAUCACGGUCCAUCUCGACCUCGUCUCCUCCACAGAGCCGCGGGGCUGUCGUUCUCUCUCGCCGCCUCCUGGAGGUGAAGUCGUUUUUUAUUUAAAAGAAAAAUCGUUAUAUUUAUUUUAAUAAAAAAAAAAAUCAUGUUCACGUAGAGAGGAAAAGAGAGGGAAGAACCUGGAGUUUUUAUUUUCUCUCCUGUUUUUAAACUUGAAGAAGACGCUUGUUUUCUCCAGCCUAUGCUCUCCUGUGCUCCAGUGCUGCGUUCAAGGUGAUAGUGAGCAGAGGUGCUGAGAAUGAUGGACCAUCUCAGCGAGGCGUGUCUGGGCAAGGACAACUCUGACCUGGUUAACAGCCUGGCAGAGGCCAAGGCGCCGCCGGCCAAGUUGCCCCGGCUGGAGCAGAACGGCAGCCCGCUGGGCCGAGCCAGGCUGGGCAGCACCGGGGCCAAGCUCGCCGGCGUCCCGUACAAACCCACGGGUCACCUGUUGAAGACCUGCCACAAGAGGGGCAACAUGCUGCCGGUGUUCUGUGUCGUCGAGCACUACGAGAAUCCCAUGGAUUUCGACAGCAAGGAGGAGCACGCCGAGUUCGUCCUGGUGCGUAAGGACAUGCUCUUCAACCAGCUCAUUGAGAUGGCGCUGCUGUCACUGGGCUACUCCCACAGCUCGGCGGCCCAGGCCAAAGGCAUGAUUCAGGUGGGGAAGUGGAAUCCUCUCCCACUGUCAUACGUGACAGACGCACCGGACGCCACAGUGGCGGACAUGCUGCAGGAUGUCUACCACGUGGUCACGCUUAAGAUCCAGCUGCACAGAAAUCUAGCCAGUAACACCUUAAAUUGUUUUGCCGAGCACAAUGAGCCAGGAAGUUGUCCUAAGCUGGAGGACCUGCCACCCGAGCAAUGGAGCCACUCUACAGUAAGAAACGCCCUCAAGGAGUUACUCAAAGACAUGAAUCAGAGCUCUCUGGCAAAAGAAUGUCCCUUAUCACAGAGUAUGAUUUCCUCCAUUGUGAACAGCACUUACUAUGCAAAUGUGUCGGCGGCGAAGUGUCAGGAAUUUGGGCGCUGGUAUAAACAUUUCAAGAAGACAAAAGAUAUGAUGGGCAUGCGCCAGCCCUCCCAGCUGGAGGGCUACCUGGGUACGUGUGUCCUCCGUGAGAGCCCGCGUGCCAAUGCACUAGCGGAGAUCGACAGCCUCGCUGACCUCUCCCCGCCCAGCUCCAACCACACCCACAACCACAACCACAACCACAACCACCUGGGCUUCUCCCAGCAGCAGCAGCCCAUCCCCGGCAGCACCGCAGAGCAGACGCCGUCCUCACAAGUGCCGCCGCUGCCCCACGCGCCGCCGUCGCACGGCGGGCAGACGGGCGGCCGGCAGCCGCAGCUGCCCGGUCUGCACCACCCGGGCCUGGUGUCCACGCCCAUCAGCCCGCAGCUGGUCAACCAGCAGCUGGUGAUGGCGCAGAUCCUCAACCAGCAGUACGCGGUGAACCGGCUGCUGGCGCAGCAGUCGCUGUCGCAGCAGUACCUCAACCACCCGCCCGUCAGCCGCAGCUCGCACAACAAGCCCAUGGAGCCGCAGGUGGCGUCCAACACAGAGGUGUCGUCCGAGAUCUACCAGUGGGUGAGGGACGAGCUGAAGCGAGCGGGCAUCUCUCAGGCCGUGUUCGCCCGCGUGGCUUUCAACAGAACCCAGGGGCUGCUGUCCGAGAUCCUGCGCAAAGAGGAGGACCCUAAGACGGCGUCCCAGUCGCUGCUGGUCAACCUGCGCGCCAUGCAGAACUUCCUGCAGCUGCCCGAGGCCGAGCGAGACCGCAUCUAUCAGGAGGAGAGGGAGCGCAGCCUGACAGCCGCCUCCGCCAUGGGCUCCGCUCCGCUCAUCAGCACUCCGCCCAGCCGCCCUGUCCAGCCCCGGCGGGAGGACUGCAACAGCGUCAGGCCUGAGGACUGGAAUCCCCGGAUCCCUGUGGGCAUUUCCCCUGUGAAGCCGUCGCCUCUGCCGAGCGAGUGGAACGGCAAGACGGAGAGCUGCAUCCUCAACAUCAACUCCACCAUCUACGACGAGAUCCAGCAGGAGAUGAAGAGGGCCAAGGUUUCCCAGGCUCUGUUCGCCAAGGUGGCCGCCUCCAAGAGCCAGGGUUGGCUCUGCGAGCUGCUCCGCUGGAAGGAGGACCCGUCUCCGGAGAACCGGACGCUGUGGGAGAACCUGUCCAUGAUCCGACGCUUCCUGAGCCUCGCGCAGGUCGAGCGCGACGCCAUCUACGAGCAGGAGAGCAGCGCCGGGCAGCAGCAGCACCACAACGAGCGGCCGACGCACCUGAUGCACGUUUCCCCCGACCACUUACAGGCUCCGCCUUCACAGCAGCAGCAGCAGCAGCAGCUCCAGUCCUCGCUGUCUCUCCAGCAUCCGUCCCAGCCUCUCCUGUCCCAGCAGCCCUUGCAGCAGCAGCACCACCACCAGCCCACCACGGGGCCGCGUCUGCCGCCGCGUCAGCCGUCCACGGCCUCGCCGGCCGAGACGGAGGACGAGGGCAGCCGCGCGGGCGGUUGCGGCGGCGGUGGCGGCAUCAACAAGUCCCGUACGGGCGGCGGCAAGAUCUCGCUGGAGGCUCUGGGGAUCCUGCAGAGCUUCAUCCAGGACGUGGGCCUGUACCCGGACGAGGAGGCCAUCCACACGCUGUCGGCACAGCUGGACCUGCCCAAGCUCACCAUCAUCAAGUUCUUCCAGAACCAGCGCUUCUACGUCAACCACCCGGCCAAGGUGUCCAAGGAGAUCAGCGCUGGCACCAUGGCAACCACCACCACCAACAACAACAACAACAACAACAGCAGCAGCAGUAACAGCAGCAGCAGCAGCAGCAGCCCGGCCUUCGACGAGGAGCUGACGGACUUCAGGGAGAGCGGCGAUCUGCUGAAGGAGCUGGACGAGAGCACGCAGACCAACAACACCAUCUUCUCCAUCAAGAUCGAGGAGCAGCUGGAGCGCGGCGUGGAGGCGCAGGCGGAGGCGGAGGCGGAGCGCGACGCCAAGGAGUAGAGCCGUUUGAGUGACUGAGUGACUGCGUGAGUGAGUGAGUGAGGGAGUGUUCACACACUGGAGGAAAAAAAAAAAAGACUAUUUCAGACUCAAAAGUACUACUUUUUGGAUUUUGUAAAAAACAAACAAAAAAAACUUGUAUUAUUCACUGUAAAGACUGAUGCAUCAUUUAAAUAAUCUACACACACACACACACACACACACGUUGCCGUGGAUAUUUGCUGACUGCACUUCUCUGAUCUCAUCUUUUUAAGAAGCUACUGAUUCUAUUUAAAAACAAAGAAAAACAAAACAAAAAGAAGAAGAAGAAGUCGUCGUCGCCGCCCUCUUCCCGGACGUUCGUAGGUGUUUACGUAGUUUUACUUUUACCUUUGAGAGCAGUUGAAAUUGAGGACCAAGUGUGUUUUUGUGUGACAAAAAGGCCUUAAAUCCUGAGGUAUGAAGUCUGCAGCCUGCUGGCACAUUACAAAUGAAAUAAUAAUAAUAAUAAUAAUAAUGAUAAUGAUAAUGAUAAUAAUAAUAAUAAUUAGAGCACGAGGUGACGACGGAACACUUCACACACAUCACGGGAAGGGAGGAGGAAAUAUAAAUAAAUGAACAUAUAUAUAGAUAUAUACAUAUAUUAUUGUAACUGUAAAAAAAAUGAUGAUGAUAAUAAUGAUGAGAAAAUUAAAAAAAAGAAAUAAAAACUAUGCCAACAAAUGCCUUGUACUAUACGGCACCGACUGCCGACGUUCCAUUAUUUUGCAAAACCUUUGUCACUGUAACGAAAAAUGGUUUAAAAAAAAAAUGUGAAUUUCCACACGUUUUAUUAUAUUAUUAUUAUUAUUAUUAUUACUAUUCUCCUUAUGUUGUCCGACCAAUUUAUUUAUUUGCAGUUUAUGUUUUAACGUAGCGCUUAUGUUAUUAAAAAAACAACUAUUUUUUUUUUGUAUUUAUAUAAAUGUGAUUUUUGACGAGGGCCGUCGAAAACAUGAAAGUGUCUUAAACGUCUUUAAAUGGAGAAAAUGUGCUUUAAUUAAUGAAUUAAUUAAUUAAAAAAGAAUAAAAAAAAAAAAGUGCUGUAUGUCGAGCAACUCACGCUUUCACAAGCUUCACGAUUUCAAUGUUGUAUGCAAAGAUUUUUACUCUCAUGCAAAUAAGCUUCGGUUUUAAACGCGACGACGACGUCGACGACGAACCUAGAGAAACAAACGUUAGAAAGAAAAACAUUAUGCAAUCUGUGUGAAAAAAUCAGUGUCUGCGAUGUGUCUUCCUUUUUUGGUUCAACGGUUCCAGUUCAAGAAGAAGAAGAAGAAGAGAAAGGACGUUGGUGAACAAAAUAAUCCUCUGUACAAAAGUCUACUUUUCUUUUUUUAUUUGGAUGAGAUGAGAACUCCAGUUAUUUUGUUACGACUGACUGUUUUAUAAGUGUUUCUUCUUCGGUUCCCUUUUCUUUGGUUUUUUUUUCUUCACAAAAUGUUCUAACUAGAAGUGGUUAUUGAUUGUUGAUUACACAAUUAAACUGUUUGUAUUGUACCACCCGCUUUCCUGGCAUUAACUCCACCACAUACUUUAUUUUAUGAUUUUAUUUUUAUUAUUUAAUCGUCUUUUCCACCUCUCACGGACUCCUUGAGUCCAAACUGUAAAUAUCAACAUCUUAUGAUGAAUCAUUGUUUGAUUAUUGUCAAUGGAAACACUUAAUAAAACUGUAAUUAACAAUUAAUAAGCUG
This is a messenger RNA of Solea solea (common sole), 5541 nucleotides long. It is a transcript of the gene satb1b, whose product is annotated as SATB homeobox 1b. The transcript is spliced from 14 exons. Bases 1085 to 3829 code for a protein of 914 amino acids. NCBI's taxonomy places the organism in Eukaryota, Metazoa, Chordata, Actinopteri, Pleuronectiformes, Soleidae. The record is from RefSeq and is a predicted model, not a curated record. Gene Ontology annotation, molecular function: RNA polymerase II cis-regulatory region sequence-specific DNA binding; DNA-binding transcription factor activity, RNA polymerase II-specific. Gene Ontology annotation, biological process: chromatin remodeling; regulation of transcription by RNA polymerase II.